AUGGGUGCGGUGAAGGUGAUCAAGAACAAAGCGUUCUUCAAACGCUUCCAAGUGAAACUAAAAAGGCGACGUCAGGGCAAGACGGACUACUAUGCAAGAAAAAGGCUAACAGUACAAGACAAGAACAAGUACAACACUCCGAAGUACAGACUCAUCGCUCGUUUCACGAACAAGGACAUUGUGGCUCAG
Ostertagia ostertagi is the source of this 189-nucleotide messenger RNA. NCBI's taxonomy places the organism in Eukaryota, Metazoa, Nematoda, Chromadorea, Rhabditida, Trichostrongylidae. The record is from the annotation of a GenBank genome assembly.